Dicentrarchus labrax (European seabass) is the source of this 5938-nucleotide messenger RNA. It is a transcript of the gene emilin2a, whose product is annotated as elastin microfibril interfacer 2a. The transcript has 9 exons. Gene Ontology annotation, molecular function: protein binding. The record is from RefSeq and is a predicted model, not a curated record. Bases 131 to 3517 code for a protein of 1128 amino acids. NCBI's taxonomy places the organism in Eukaryota, Metazoa, Chordata, Actinopteri, Moronidae.
UUGAGUUAUUGGAGUUGGAUCAGUCACUGUGGCAAUGUGACUUUGGUGUUUGGGACCAGAGUUCAAGAUAAUAACAGAGCAGCCCUCUUUUUCUAUGUUAGGAAUAUUUAUUUUAAGGCGUCUGUAAAGUAUGAGUUACAGGAACGGAGAGAUGGACUGGCGGUGGACAGUUUUCACACUGUUUUUGAACUUUCAUUUCAUUUACGGGUCUCCCUCCUCUUAUGACUUGUUCCAGGGGUCUGCAUACACUGGAGUGGUGCACAGACACAGAAAUAGGAACUGGUGUGCCUAUGUGGUGCGCAGGAACGUGAGUUGCGCCGUGCAGGGGAGUGUGGAGAGCUUCCAGGAGCCCGUAGUGGCCCCAUGCCCAGCCUACCAGCCCGACUGCCAGCAACAAGUGACAUACCAAAAUCGGUUUCGACCCACAUACAAGAUUGCCUUCAAGACAGUCACAGAAUUACAGUGGAGAUGCUGUCCUGGUUACCAAGGUCUCGACUGUAAAGAUUUAAAACCACCACCAGACAGACAAACAGUUCAGGGAAUACAGCCAUACCUCCCACCAAAUCCUGGACAUACAACCAGACACACACAGCGGCCAGAACGGAGAGAGACAGGGCACCAUGAGGCAAGGCAUGGAGGGACUGAUAAGGUACAUCUUCUGGAAGGUGAAGUUCAGCGCCUGUCUCAGACUGUAUUGGAUCUCCAGUCAGCUUUGACAGGAUUAACUGGCAACCUUCGCACAGACCUGCAGGAAGACACAAAGAAGAUGCUGGUGACACUUCUCAACAACAUGCAACCGCCAGACAGUGCUACAGCUGCAGGCACAGAGGAGAACCCAGCAGUGCUGGAUGGUCACCAAGCUACUAGAGGUGGGAUUGCUGGAGACAAGGCUAUAGAAAAAAUAAUGGCCCGGUUGGAUGAUAUCAACAAUGCAUUGAAAAGCAAGGAUGAAGCUUUGGAAGACCUAAAAGGAACAAUGACAAGUCAUGAGGGGCAGAUUCGUGUCCUGAUGGAUGCCUCUCAAUCUCAGACUCCCGCCAUUGCAGAGUUUGAUGUUAUACAGACCUACAUUGAUGGAAAAUUUGAAAAGCUGAAGAAAGAGCUAGAUCAGAAUGUGGAGGAACAGAUGGCCAAGCUACAAAACUCAUGCAAUGACAAGAUCCACACCUUGCAGAAGACCUGUGAAGACAGCCGUGACCAAGGUUUGGUCAGCCUGACCAAACUGGUUGACACCAAAGAGGAUGAUCUGAGAAAAGAGAUCCGAGCACUACGUCUGGACAUGGCUGCUGCAGAUGGACCUAUUCGAACUCAAAGGCAGACAGAUCCAACCAAGGCAGAAGAGGAUCAUAGUGACCACAAAGACCUGUGGCGUGAGAUUGACCGUAUUGCAGAUGCUCACCGGAUCCUGAAUGCCCGCUUUGACAACGAGCUGGUGCACCUAUCUGAGCCUCCACAAGACAAUGAUUUCAGCCUACUGAUUGAAGAGAUGGAGGCACGCAUUAAUAUCACAGAACAAAACGCAGAGACUCACUGUUUCUAUAUUGAAGAGAAGCUGACCCGUACAAUUGCAGACGAAGUGGCAGCAUUGCGGAAGCUUCUGGAUGAGCGUCUGAAUAGCAUGGAGGACCAGUUUACGACCAUGCUGGUGGAAAUGAGCAACAGCUCCUUCCCGGGGAUGUUUGGAGACUCCAUGGAUGCCAUCCAGACAGAAGUCAACAAUAAUAAGUUCCUCCUUCAAGGUUUGGAUGAUAAGGUCAAUGCUGUUGGAGAGCUGUGCUCUGCAGGAUGUUCAGGCUCAGGAAUUUCGGUCGGUGCAGUGAGUUCAUCACCCACACCUAAAGUCCUAGAAAACAUUUUGAAGGACCUGAGUCGGUAUAGGAAUGACUUGGAUGUUCUUCACACAGAUGUCAUUACCAACAAAGACAAGCUCAGGUACCUAGAAGAAUUUGUUGAAAGGCAGUCAGUUGCAAGUGAGAGACGUGCUACGACGAUGGAGGACUUCAAGAAGGGACUCAUUAAUCUUCAAGAUAAUGUGCUUGGUCUGGCUGGUGCUGUUACUGGGUUGAGUGACUCCUUAAGCAAAUACAAUCAGGAUAUGCACAGAAUAAACUCAACAUGCUGCCAGGCAGAGCACAGUGGCACUGGGAUUCCAGCACAGAAUAACUGGGCAUCAGUCAUUGCAGAGCCCAGUAGUCAGGCAGAAGACACCAGACGUCAGGUGGAGGAGCUGAAGAACAGGCUUGAUACACUCAGUACAGAGGUGUCAUCUGAAUUGAGUCAAUGUAAACAAAACACACAGGGUGUUUCUGAUGGCAUUUCUGCUGUGGAUGGACGUGUGACCAGACUUGAAAAAGUGUGUGGAAGGUUAGAUGGCGUUUCUGCUAAUAUCAAAGAGCUGAAAGAUGGAUUGGAGAGGCAUAUUGGUGGUCUGCGGGAGUGUGUAUACAGGAUGAACAUCACCUGUGGAAAUCAUGGCGCAGACAUCGUCGCACUGCAGAAGUCAUUGCAGAAGUUCCAGGGACAGCUGUCUGCGAUGGCCAAACAUGUUUUGAAAGACAUCAGUCCCAAUGGGCCAGGAGUGGCCUUGGCACCAGAGAGGCCUGCUACCAUGCCAGAGUCGAGUCCGACCAGAACCAGAAUCCAACAAAUCCACAUCCCUCUCAUCCUCCCCCCACCGCCGUCCAACCGCAGGCAGCCGUACAAUCCCAGCCAACCAGUGCAGCCCAACACACACACGAUCAGGAUCAGCCCGCCAAGCCAGCCGUCCAGCCCCCAGCAACCAGGCCACCCCACUAUCCCUCUGGUUCCCAUAAGGCCAGUGGUGGAGACCGGCGAGGCUGGACCUCCAGGGUACAUCCGCAGGGUGACUGUGCGGAGAGGGUCCGAGGACUCGUCUAGCAUGCCUGUCAAAGGAUUUGCUGGAGCACCAGGCUAUCCUCCUCUGCAGCCUGUGUCUUUUAAGCCUCGACCAACCCGCCGCCAAGUUCCUGUAGCAGCAAAGGUGCCCUGGAACCCGAUGUAUCAAGCUCCAGUUCAAUCACCAGUUUCAGCUGUCAACAGCGCCUUUGCAGAUCCCUUCUCCUUCUCUGCCGGCCUAACACAGCAGCUCUCCGGAGACUCUGGCAUCAUCCGCUUCAACAGAGUUCUAGUCAAUGAUGGUGGACACUAUGAUCCCCACACAGGGAUCUUCACUGUACCUCUGGAUGGCCGAUACCUGAUUUCAGGUCUGCUGACUGCAAAGGAGGGUGACCGAGUACAAGCCGUUCUAUCUGUGUCUAACCGCAGCGUCCAAAGGCUGCAGAGCUCAGCUGGGCCUGUGGCUGGUCAACAUGGAGGCUCAGCUGGUGGUAACUGUGGCUGCGGAGGCUCGGUGUCCUUCAGUCUGAUCCUGCCCCUGAGGAAAGGAGACCGCGUGGGCCUGGUGAGGACCGGAGGCAAACUGGCCACCACCGAGGCCAGGGAGAUCCUCUCCACGUACAGCGCCAUCUUCCUGUACGCACCACAGACCAAAAGAUAGCUGGAGCUCAGCUGGGCAGUAACGGAAAGGACUAGGUUGUUCCCAGAUAGUUGGACUGGAGGAAAUGUUGAAGAAGAGUUUUCACUGAUUGGCUGUGAUGCAGCUGUUUCACCACACAAUGCCACAGUGUGAAGAUCCUCAGUUAUAAAUUCAGUUAAGUCGUCAUUACAUUGUAAUUUGUAAGCCCUUUGCCAAAUAUACCUGAAUACAAGAAGCAGAAUUUGUUUCUAAUAUAUUUGAUUAUCAAGUUGCCUUUUUGUACCAACUGUUAAAGUCUUGUGUAUAUAAGUGUUUAUAAAUUAACAAUAAAAUUCAUAGAAUUUAAUUAUUUUAACAAAACCAUCUCAGACACUCAUUAUACAGUACGUUGUUUUAAGACAAAAACAGUAAUUUUACCUGGUAGAACACAGGAGUUGCUGGUCCACCACUGCCUUGAUCCACAGAAUUCAACCCUAGUUCAAGGUAACUUUAUUUGUACCCACAGGUAGAUUUGGUUUGCAGUAAAAGAGGCAUUCCUCUUGACAAAAAUAUAAAAACAACAAACAAGGAUAAAGAUGAAAGUGCUCCAAGCUCUAAAAAUCAGGACUUACAAAGAGAGAUCAAUAAAAAAUAAAUAAAAAAAAAAAGUAAAAAUGCAGGUAAAAAGAAGAACAAUUCUGUGCCAUGUUACCACAACUUGUUGAUCUGAAUGAUAGCUGCUGGAACAAAACUAUUUUUAUACCGCUUCGUUCUUCAUCUUGGGCCCAUAAACCUCCUUCCAGAAGGAAUAAGUCACUGUGCUGAGGGCAGGAGUCGUCAUUUAAAAACUGUAACUGCCUACUGUACAGGGAUUCUGGGUUAAGAUGUGACUCACCAAUCAUCCUACUAUUACUACCAUUUAACAGUUUGACUGAGGGAGUUUCCUGUUCUUUAAAGCCAUGAUAACUGAGGCACUGUUAGACCAGCAACUCCUGUGUUCUGCAAGGUGAAAUGAGUCUUGUGGCUUUGAAGAGAGUGAUAUUAAAAGGUUCAGUAAUUUGUUGGAAAGAACUGUCUGACGGCAAAGUAAAGAAGUAAAGAGGUGAAAAUAUUCUAAAUCUAAUCGUACACUUAAACCCCUCCCCCCCUCCUUUCAUUAUUAUAGGUGGCUAAAAUCUGUUUUGUUGCUGCCCCAAUCUACAGCAGUACAUUCCUUAGCGUCUGUGCUCCUGUCUGCUUCCCCAAACUGGGGGGCGUGCUGAGCGCCAUCUACUGUAGGUAAUACACUGACUGGUACCUCAUACAACCCCCACUUCAUAAAAUCUGAACUGAUCCUUUAAUAUCACAAGUUCUACUGGCUCAGAAACGGCAGUCCUAGGCUAGAAGGCAAAAACCCCACAUGGGUCAUUACAUGAAGUGGGUGUGGGUGAAAAAUAAAAUUCCCUUCUCCUCACUUGUGACUUAUAAUUCUAAAACUUAAAAUAUUCCAACAGCAAACUCUUAAGAAGCAGGAGGAGCGUAUUUAGCCUUCAGUUCGGCCUCUGUUGACCUUUAAAAAGAGAAAAUACUGUUUUAUAUACAAUUUACCAAAUAGCAGUCCACUGAAUUACUGUCUCUAUAACUCUUUAAGGUUUGUGUUAUUCAAUAAAAGAAACCGAAACAUGGAAAUGCUUGAGGGAUUUUAACUGCAAUAAACUCAUUCAUGAAUUUUCACUUAAAAAGCAGGGUAAAAGUUACUCGCCCGUGGUUACUGUUGAACUUUCUGACUCAGACUGGAGCACACACGCAAAUGUAUUCAGUUAGAAACUUUAUUUAAUACAAAUAUGACCACAAGCCACACUUUGUUAGCUUCAUUAGGCCUUUUUUUUUCUUCAUACAAUGUAUUUUGUUCUUUAAACAUACUUUAAACCACAUUUCUAUACAAAUCAAACACAGCAUACACUUAAGGUAUUCCUGUUGGUCAGACACAAUCAAAUAGCAAGCAUUACCUCCAAACAGAAUGACACAAACAUAGUCCCACAAAAGAUCAUACACUUUAUAUGAAAUAAUAAAAACAAAAAAAAAGGCAUCAAAGACAGAAGAAUGUGAUGAUCAGCAUAUAUACUGGAUCAUUUUCCACAGCAGUUGAGUGAGAACAAACAAUAUUAUAUACCAUGUAUCCCAGGAUCAUAGAGGAUGAAGUGUGAUUCUUCCACACAAGAUGCUUUACUUUCAUAGAAAGAAUGGAAUUCAUUUUGUUAAUCAUAAGAUAUAUCUAUUUGACUUCACCAAACUUCGUAGAGAACAAGCAAACAAAUCAAAGAAAAACACGCAUCUUAAAUCAUCACAGAACAUCUGAGCUACAGAGUGAAUGCGGAAACACUUCAGCGAAAUAAUAACAGGCUGAUAGCGACAAAUCUGGAUGUACGGAAUUGUAUUGUAAAUUGUGCUUUUUUUUUUUCAUUAAAUGGUUCUGUCUGUCAA